AUGUGCAAAUCUGCUUCAUCAUGCAUUCCUUUCCUUCUUAUCUUUCUAUCUUUACAUAUAUCUUGUUCAUUUUCUCAAUUGUCGUCGUUGUUCAAUGAUGAAAAGUUGGAGACCUACAUUGUUCAUGUCUCUACAUCAGAAGAACCUUCUGUCUUUACCUCUCACAAAGAUUGGUAUAGAUCUAUUCUUCAAUCUGUCCCCUCAUCUCAUGAUCCUCAAGAAAUCCUCUAUACUUAUACUCACGCAGCGAAUGGUUUUGCAGCUCGACUUACACCAUCUCAAGCUUCUCAUCUCAGUAGUCUCCCUGGGAUCAUUUCAAUCCUUCCUGAACAGAUUCACCAGCUCCAAACUACCCGUACAUCUGAAUUUCUCAAUUUGAGAGAGAAUUUGGGUCUUUCGGCCGCGUCAAUUCGCGGUGACAAUGUCAUUAUUGGUGUUAUUGAUAGCGGAAUCUGUCCAGGACAUCCUAGUUUCAAUGACUCCAUUAAUGUACCAGAAAGGUGGAAAGGUACUUGCGAGUCCGGACCCGAUUUCCCCGAGUCCGGUUGCAACAGAAAGCUAAUCGGUGCUCGGGCUUUCUGGAAAGGACACCAAGCCAAAAUUCAAGGUAUAGGUGCAAGUAAUGAGUUAAAAUCACCUCGUGAUACAACGGGACAUGGUACACAUUGUGCAUCAAUUGCAGCCGGAUCUUAUGUUAAUGAUGCAGGAUUCUACAAAUACGCGGUUGGACAAGCCAAGGGAGUAGCGACUAGAGAAAGAAUUGUUGUUUACAAGGUAUGCUGGAGUACUGGUUGCCCUGAAUCAGAUAUUCUCGCUGCUAUGGAUCAAGCUGUGGCAGAUGGAGUAGAUAUAAUUUCUUUAUCAGUAUGUACUCGUGGAUCCGCUAAGGAAUAUCAUCAAGAUUUGAUUGCAAUUGCAGCAUUUGGUGCUAUGGAGAAAGGAAUACUUGUUUCUUGCGCUACCGGAAAUGCAGGACCCGGUCCAUCCACUGCAGUUAAUAUUGCGCCAUGUAUACUAACUGUUGGUGCUUCGACCAUCGAUAGACAGUUUCCUGGGGAUGUGCAUUUGUUGGGUGACAGUAGAGUUUUUAGUGGUGUUUCAUUGUACACCGAGAAGUCACUUGCACAAUUUCCGCAAUUGGUUUUCGCUGGUAACAGUGUCACCGGAAAGAUUGUUGUUUGCAACAGUGGCGAUAAAAUUGGAAAAGCUGAGAAAGGACGCGAAGUACAAAGAGCUGGUGGUGUUGGAAUGAUUGUUAUCGACUCGGAAGCAAGAGGAGAUGGAUCGAUAGCUGCUCCUUAUCUACUUCCUGCUACGACAGUGUCUUACAAGGCCGGUCUUCAGAUUCUAAAGUACAUUAAAUCAGCUAAAAUUCCGAGAGAUAAUAUCCAUUUUGCAGGAACAACGUUCAGGUCUUCACCAAGUGCACCUCAAAUAGCUUCCUUUUCUAGCCGUGGUCCAAACUACAUAACACCGUAG
Molecule: messenger RNA, 1479 nt
Organism: Papaver somniferum (opium poppy)
Lineage: Eukaryota; Viridiplantae; Streptophyta; Magnoliopsida; Ranunculales; Papaveraceae
Product: subtilisin-like protease SBT1.4
Exons: 3
Coding region: 1-1479 (492 amino acids)
Biological process (GO): proteolysis
Molecular function (GO): serine-type endopeptidase activity
Source: RefSeq, a predicted model, not a curated record